CGGCGAACUCCUCAGACGGGACAACCCACCCCUCUUGACAGGCGCUGAGGAGGACACGGACGUGGGACCGCCCGAGAGCCCCCCUCUGGGUCAGGUUUCCGAUGUCCGUGAAAGUCAAAGACUUGAAAAACUUCUCCUCCGCAUCCGUGGGUGUCACUUUCUGUUUCCUCCGGAGAGCGGCGGCAUCGUCUUCAGCAACAACUCCCUCGUACACCGGUGUCUGUCCGACAGUCGAGAAUGCUCACGGGAGCCGAGAGUCCGGAAAUGAUGAUGAUGAUAACAACGAUGACAACGCCGAUGAUGAUGAUGAUGAUGAUGAUGAUGAUGAUGAUGAUGAUGAUGAUGAUGAUGAUGACGGCGCUGAUAAUGCCGCAAAUGAAGAUGAUGAUGAUGAUGAAGGUGAUGACGACAACUGGCGUCUUCGUGUCUAUUUCUUUGCCCGGGCGCGAUUGGUCACAGUCUAUUUGAUGGCAAUAGCAGCAGCCACUAUGGUGUGUGGCUGUUAUCUGGUCCUCGUACUCACAGCCUGCCGGGGAUCAGCUCAUAGAACCGGCGUUAGGAGUCUUGCCUCCGAGCCCAGCUGGCACGCGGAUGAUCGCCUUCUUCAGGAGUCGACGAGUGCCGCUCCAGCGACACCGCAGAAAGAGCAGCAGAUAGAGUAUUCCCCGUUUGUAAACGGUUCCGUCACGCGCGUGACGUUGCAUACCCCGCGGGCGAAUGAGACGGCGGGGAAAGAUUGCCGGUCAGUAAUUACGGACCUGGUGGUAGGCUCGGGUGAAUUGUAUUAUAUCCUGCACCAGUCCUGCCCAGUGGAUGGUAUUCUCGAGGGUCGGGCGUUGUCGAUUAGGAGACUGAACUUAUCGCAGGUGCAGGACGGCAACGGUUCGAGCCCGCAGGAGGAGGACGACUCCUUGAUAAGUUACAUGUGGCCAUUCGGGCAGCCGAACGGGACAAUAAUCCGCGAACCAGCGGAUUUUGGAGAUGCUCACGUGACAGGAAUGGGUCUGUCGAAAGAUGGGAUGCAUCUCGUCUUGAGCGUAACCAAUGGGGACCCAAAAGUAAUAUGGGACAGUGGAACCAUAUCGGGUGACCAAAUUCGCUCCAGGUUCACAUCUUUGUCGCUCGCUGACGGCUCUCGGUCGUCCUCCGACCCAUUGAGCAAAUUGGUCCAGGCGUGGGCGUUAGAGUCUAACAAGGGUUUUCUUUACUAUUUGCAACUUGAUUCUGCAUUAAUUAACGUCACCGUGAACGAUGUCGGGCUUCCAAACGGCCCUCUGAACCAGGUAACCCGUUUGGGCUUUCAAACGGGUAUCGAUCCUGACGAGGAGUUCCAAUCUGGAAGCCUUCUCUCUGAGGGCAAUUGCCUUUACUCCGUGACUUCUAAUGGCGAGUUGUUCGGGAGGGAGCUUGGGGAUGGACAUUUCGACCAGUCUUCAAUCGCACCCCCUUUCGUUCCUUUCCUGGGGAAAGAGAUGGACGUGGUUGCAACGCCUCAAGGAUGUCACGUGUUCAUGACCGCAAACAACACAGUUCUGGUCUUCAGCUUCUUCAGAACGACCGAAAGCACAUGCGGCCAGCCGAGAGAGGUGUCUCCGCUCCCACGUUAUUUCGGCGAAGCGGAUGUUAUGGCAUUGGCACUUGGUGACAACGGCGACGGCUUAAGCCUCUAUGUUGGAACCAGCGAUGGCAGCGUUUAUCGCGUUCCGCUAGACAGGUGGGAACUCAGCCGUUGUGAACAGAAACCGUACAUGGAAGGAGACAGCGACAUCUAUCCCAUCCACGGAUAUACACGUGCACUGAUUUUUUUUCCGGUUAAUCUGCCUCCGUCAGGACUCGCAGGCGUUAUCUAUUUCAUAUUAGUUGUUGUACCCUCGCUGUUGGGUACUUCAGUAAUCUACACAUUUAUAUAUGCUCCUCUGAUAUUUAUGUUUAUAGCAAUAGCAAGUUGCAUCGCGUUUUGCGUUCGUGGUUUUCGAAAGCGUCGACGUCGAGCUCUGGAACAGGUCAGUAAUAACCAUGCCGUUAACAACGGCCGGCCGACGACUUCAUCCGUACAGGACUGCACUGCUAUGGAUUUCUGGGGACUGAGGCCCUCCCGCGUCAAGCAGUUUGGUUGGAAACUGCUGUCGGAUUGCACGGAGAAUUUUAGCGACACCUAUCGCAUCGGGGACAAAGGGGCGUUCGGGAAAGUCUACAGGGGCUCGCUCGAUGGCAAGGACGUGGCAAUCAAGGUGAUGACCGGUGAGCUGACGGACGUGAAACGGAACCAGUUCGUGGCGGAGGUAAACACUCUCAGUGCAGUUAAUCACGUCAAUCUCAUCCAGCUCACUGGUUACUGCCAGGAGGGCAACCAGUGCAUCUUGGUGUACCCGUACUUCAGAGGCGGAUGCUUGCACGAGCGGCUGUUCCCUCACACUUCUAACCAGAGGGAGCUCGCAGAGGAUUCCCCUCCGCCGCUCCCUCUCCAGGAGCGCAUGAGCAUUGCCUUCCAGAUUGCCAGGGGACUCCAGUACCUACACGAUGAUGCCAAGCCUCCCAUCAUUCAUCGGGACAUCAAGAGCAGCAACGUCCUGCUUGGCGAUGGCUGUGGGGACAAACUUUACGUAGUCGUCGCUGACUUCGGAUUGGCGGCCAUCGGGGAGAGGGUGCUGGACACAGGGCACGACCACGUUGUGAUCACAUCGCACAUUGGUGGCACCUUCGGGUACAUGUCGCCGGAGUACAUGCUGAGGGGCGAGCUGUCCGAGAAGAAUGAUGUGUACUCGUUUGGGGUUCUCGUACUGGAGCUGCUGACGGGAAGGAAGGUGGUCACACGGGCGCCGUCUGGGGUGGGAUGGCAGACACUGGUGGACUGGGUGAAGCCUUUCCUUCGGGCCGACAGUGAAACAGCCCAAGACCCGAGCCUGGACAUGCCACGUGCUAUUCUUGACCGCUGUUUGUGGGAUCAGAUGGCGGGAGACUCUACGACGCAGAUGGUGAUGAGCACUUUCAGACUGGCGUGGGAAUGUGUCCAUGAGGAUUAUGGGUCACGGCCGGCAAUGCGAGCUGUUGUGCAGCGCUUCCACAGCAUGCUUCUCGAUGUAGGAUGGGACUUCUUGAUCAGAACAAUGGACAUGGAGUACCUUCUGGCGAUGUCAGAGGCAGAGCAUACCAUCUGCAAGGACGAUGAUGCUGCGUCACAAGAGCAUCACAAAGUGCUCCUAGAGUGAGGGAAAGUAUGAGAACUGAGAAAUUCAAUAGCUCCUGACCUGCUUAUUAACUGUUACAUGGAAGGUGUUCUGCCUUGCGCACAGCCAGCACGCUGGAAGGUGUUGAAAUCUUUCACUUGCUGGCAGGUGAAAGUCACUGUGCGUGCCAAGACCUGAAACUGGUAAUAUUUCGAUGUGUGCAGCAUUCAUUAGAUUCAGCGAAAGGUAUCUUAGAGCAAGACCGGGUAUGCGCUGGACGUCUUGCCAUCAUUGGCUGUCGCAGACGUGUAAAAGUGUU
Messenger RNA from Chara braunii, 3486 nucleotides. NCBI's taxonomy places the organism in Eukaryota, Viridiplantae, Streptophyta, Charophyceae, Charales, Characeae. The record is from the annotation of a GenBank genome assembly.